CUCCGUUUUCAAUAUUUUCUCAAAUCUCAAAUUUCCAUAUUUAGUGAACGAAGAAAGAAAGAUCAAUCAAAAUGGGUGCUCUGAAUCAUAUCUCUGAAAUCUUUGAUUUCUCUCACAGGAGUAGUAAUAGCAAGAAGCUCAAGAAGAACAAGCAAUUGCAGACGGUGGAGAUAAAGGUGAGGAUAGACUGUGAAGGGUGUGAGAGGAGAGUGAAGAAAUCAGUGGAAAGGAUGAAAGGAGUGACGCAAGUGGAUGUGGAUCCCAAGAAGAACAAGCUAACGGUGAUUGGGUACGUGGAUCCAAAGAAGGUAUUGCAUCGGGCAUAGCAUCAAACGGGAAAG
Messenger RNA from Telopea speciosissima, 341 nucleotides. Its product is annotated as heavy metal-associated isoprenylated plant protein 26-like. The transcript is spliced from 2 exons. Gene Ontology annotation, molecular function: metal ion binding. The record is from RefSeq and is a predicted model, not a curated record. The coding region runs from base 72 to 326 and encodes 84 amino acids. Lineage: Eukaryota; Viridiplantae; Streptophyta; Magnoliopsida; Proteales; Proteaceae.